UCAAAUAUUUCCCAAAAAGGGGGAUGUUUGGGCCCUCUACAGAAAUUGGUCUCCUGACUGGAACGAGAAUACACCUGAUGAUGUCAUACACAAAUAUGACAUGGUCCUAGUUCUUGAUGACUACAAUGAGGAGCAGGGAAUAUCAGUUGUUCCUCUCAUCAAAGUUGCUGGUUUUAAGACGGUCUUUCGUCCUGACCUGAAUUCUGAGAAGGUGAUAAGAAUAACCAGAGAAGAGAUGUUUCGUUUCUCUCAUCAGGUCCCAAGCCACUUGCUUACAGGUGAAGAAGCUCAAAAUGCUCCAAAGGGUUACCAGGAGCUUGAUCCAGCUGCUACUCCAUUGGAGCUUCUUCAGACAUUAACUGAAACUAAUGAGGUGCCAUCUAUUCAGAACGGUGGAGAGGUUAACGGAGGUUCAUCACAGAAUGUUCAAGAAACUAAAACUAGUGAGACUACUGAUCGUAUUCUCAAAUCCAGGGAAGAGGGGAUAGUAGAAAGUUAAGAAGCUCCAUGAAAAUGCAGGAAAAUAGCUUUUUGCCACAAUAGCCAAGAACAGCAGAUUUGAAUUUUGCGAGGAUAUUAGUGGAAUGAGGAGAUAUUUUGAAAAUACAUCUAGUUGAAGACUUUUUGCCAGACCUUUUGACUUCAACUGAAUGAGAUUAAUUGUGGUUCAGAACAAAGCAUUAGUUUGAGCUUAUAUUAAUGGAUCAAGGCCUAUUAGCUGAACUGGAGUUAGAAUGUGGGUGGAAUUUUUUUUAGAAGGUUACUACGCAGGCCCUUGUUUUGUACCUUGAUCAAAGGCAAAUGGUUGAUCAGAGAUAUUAACACAGGUUAAUGCUUUUUUUCCUUUGGAUGCCGUAUAUUCCCAUGGGUGUACUUGGACCUUUCCUUUUGUUAUUAAAUCCUGUAGAGGCAUCCUCAAAGUUUUUAUUUUGCUACAAACUAGAAAGACUUCUAUUCUUGGAUCUGGUGGAGUAAAAAUAUAUCUUGUUUACCUUAAAUUUCUUAA
This is a messenger RNA of Nicotiana tabacum (common tobacco), 1006 nucleotides long. The record is from RefSeq and is a predicted model, not a curated record. Lineage: Eukaryota; Viridiplantae; Streptophyta; Magnoliopsida; Solanales; Solanaceae.